AUGGAAACAGCAACUAACUAUGACUCUUGGCCCAGACAACGUCCUAGGCGUAGGGUAGAUCGGAGCAAGAGGGAACGCCUAGACGACGUUUUUCUUCCUGGGCUGCUCUGGCGAGCGAUCCCAGUUCGCGGCAGAGAACAAGACAGCAAGCGAGCGUACCUUUGUUCGCUUCUUCUCCACCAAGCACGGAAGUUUAAGGAUAACUGUAGGAAAGCCUCUGUUGAAUCUAUCUCUUUCCGUUCGCUGGGAAUAGAUGUCAUGAAGUAUCAGCUGUUAGGUCGAAGCACUCUUGUCUGUGUGAAGCAUGUGAUGUCUUUCUCUAGCCGGUAUGUCCCAACCGGGCUGGAUCACUACCGAGGUGUUGUUAUAGCAGUGCCAUCUAUCAGUUCAUGUGGUAGGAAAAGCAUCCCUUCGUUCUUGGUUCCUUGUAGAGAGCGUUGGUCAAGCGGAGGAACCCGUCUACGACUACGCCCGAGGAACGCCAAUUACUCGACUAAAAGGUCAAAGAACCUCGGAAAACCAACUAUUGAAUGA
Messenger RNA from Microthlaspi erraticum, 534 nucleotides. The record is from the annotation of a GenBank genome assembly. Lineage: Eukaryota; Viridiplantae; Streptophyta; Magnoliopsida; Brassicales; Brassicaceae.